Nilaparvata lugens (brown planthopper) is the source of this 969-nucleotide messenger RNA. RefSeq lists its product as uncharacterized. The record is from RefSeq and is a predicted model, not a curated record. Gene Ontology annotation, molecular function: zinc ion binding. NCBI's taxonomy places the organism in Eukaryota, Metazoa, Arthropoda, Insecta, Hemiptera, Delphacidae. The transcript has 5 exons. Gene Ontology annotation, cellular component: nucleus. Bases 96 to 881 code for a protein of 261 amino acids.
CUGGCCGCCAUCUUGAUUAACUACAGCCUUGUUGCUUGUUGUAUUGGCAUCCUGUUUUGUAAUAUUGGACUGUGUUAAAAUAUUAUUGAGUAAAAAUGCGUCUCGUACUCCGUUGCGAUUUAGACGAGAAAAAGGUGGAAAUAGACGUGCUGCCUGACGACACAUUUGAAACUCUGUCGAACCGGCUGGUUGAGCAAGAAAAUUUCUCUGUCAAUCUGAAACAACUCAUCAGUGCCACCAAACCAUUCGAAAUGACAGCCAAUGUCAUCGAGUAUUAUUUCAAAUCAUUGAGAAAUCAAAAGGAAUCAGACUUUCCUAAACCUGAGUCUCCGAAACCGGAUGAGGGCUCGCCGGAACACAUCCUGCCGCAUAUGUCGUCCGAACUGUUGUCCGGUCCGUUCACCGAGCUGACGGCCGACGAGAAGACGGCGAUCGGUGACGGCGAUGCCCUCGACCCAUUGGACGAGCAUGUCGGGCUCAAAAGUGAGCCACACUUGGACCCCCAAAUGGUCGAGUCAGACAUUGUGCCGCGCAAACGCCUCUCCGUCAAGUACUGUCGACUCUGUGCAUGCACCAUUGAGGAGGACGCCGUUUUCAUUUUCCAGUCGACGCCAACUGAACCGGGCAAAAACGACGAAGAUGACGAAGGCAUUGACACUUUGGCGGAUAAAAUCAACGAGGCACUGCCUAUAUUGGUGAGUAAAGAGGACGAACUUCCAAAGCAGGUCUGUCUGAGCUGCGUGGAAUGCCUCAACGCCAGUCACGCUUUCACUAGGCGAGUCACGGCGGCUGAUGAUCUAUUGAAAAACCUUCUCUACCAAUCCAAUGAAUUUGAGAAGACACGAGAACAAGUCGGCGAUGCUAGAGCACGUGGUGCGUAGUCACUUGUCGGUGGCUGCGCAGACCAUACAGUGUUCUCUCUGCGAAAAGCAGUAUAUGAAUAUGACUGACGAGGAGAUGGCCGACCAC